Messenger RNA from Carcharodon carcharias (great white shark), 5122 nucleotides. RefSeq names its product growth factor receptor-bound protein 10b (gene grb10b). Bases 683 to 2473 code for a protein of 596 amino acids. The record is from RefSeq and is a predicted model, not a curated record. NCBI's taxonomy places the organism in Eukaryota, Metazoa, Chordata, Chondrichthyes, Lamniformes, Lamnidae. Gene Ontology annotation, molecular function: insulin receptor binding. Gene Ontology annotation, biological process: negative regulation of insulin receptor signaling pathway; negative regulation of Wnt signaling pathway; insulin receptor signaling pathway. The transcript is spliced from 17 exons.
CUGCCGGAGAACGGUUCAAUCUGCUAGCUGGGCGAGUCUGCAAGGCGACUGUAAAGAGCUAUCGUAUCAAAGAUAAAUAACCUCCGUGAAAAUUAAUUCUGGGGUUUUAAGAAAGUGGGAAUCCGAGGGGGAAGAAGCAAUAAAGUGGAGGAUUAUAACUAGGCUCUUCCAGAUAUGAUCAAUUAUGGCUCGGUUUAAACUUUUGGAUCCGAGUGGAAACUUUCCGUCAGAGCUGCACAGGAAGACCUCUAAAGGCAGGAUAAACCUGAGUGCUGCCGUCCCUUUUGGCUGCCGAUUGCUGUCCCGUAAUAAAUAUGUCUGGUUGUUCUAGGAGAGAACUCCUUAUCAAAAGGAUGCCUGCAGUGUUGCCAUGUGCGUGCACAACUCAACCGGAAAUUUGCAGGGAAAAAAAGCAAAGCGCGGAAAAAUAAUAAAGUGUAACCUUUGAAAAGCCAGACAUCUAUCAAAGUGGAGUAGUACAGGGAAGCACCAGGACCUGGAGCUCAGCGACUGUAACCAUAUACGUACACGAUUCAGAUCUGGGCACGCAGGACAUUUUACAUUACACCUACGGCUGGCCGCAAGUAUUCUAGGAGCUGAAAUUGCCAGAUUAUUCUCAAUAUUGCUGUAAGGCGUGGAUGCCAUUUAUGUGGACAAUUCUUAGUUGAAGAGAAAAGUCAACAUGGCUUUGGCCGGCUGUCCAGACUCUUUUCUACACCAUCCCUACUAUCAGGACAAUGUUGACCGGACAUCUCAUAGGCCUAGAGAAGAAAUUGGACCCAGUUUCCAAGCUUCCUGCAGUCGUAAUUCACCUAACCAUCAAGAAGAUGAUGUAGACCUGGAAGCUUUGGUGAAUGAUAUGAAUUCUUCAUUUGACAGUUUGUAUUCUAUAUGCUGUGCUCAGUCAGAAACAACUCCACUUAUUCAAAAUGGUCAGCUUGCCUAUAGUCAGUUGGCAAGUUCAGGAACAAACUCACCACAGCCAACAUCACCAAGGCAGAAGCUGCGACGUUCUCAGCCAAUGCACAUUCUGGCAGUCAGAAGACUUCAGGAAGAUGAUCAGCUCCGUACAUCGUCAUUGCCUGCCAUCCCAAACCCUUUCCCAGAAUUGUGCAGCCCCGCCAGCUCUCCAGUGUUGACUCCUGGUUCUAUGCCUCAGGAUCCACCUGCCCAUAAUCAUGUUAUUAAAGUUUUCAGCGAAGAUGGAACAAGCAAGGCAAUUGAACUUCCAUCUGAAAUGACUGCCAGAGAUGUGUGCCAGCUGUUGAUAUAUAAAUGUCAUUGUGUUGAUGAUAACAGCUGGACAUUAAUUGAACAUCAUCCACAUCUAGGUCUAGAAAGAUGUUUGGAAGACCAUGAAGUGGUAGAACAAGUGCAAUCCAUGUGGACAAUGGGAAAUCAAAGCAAAUUUUUAUUCAGAAAAAACUAUGCCAAAUAUGAAUUUUUUAAACAUCCAACAAGCUUCUUUCCAGAGCAAAUGGUAGCUUGUUGCCAGGAGUUAAAUGGAAGUAGCCCACAUUCACAGAUUUUGCAGAACUUCUUGAGCUCUAGCAGUUGCCCAGAAAUUCAAGGAUCCUUGCAUGUAAGGGAAGUGGGAAGAAAGUCUUGGAAGAAGCUGCAUGUGUUUAUGCGAAGAUCAGGACUUUACUUUUCCUCAAAAGGAACUUCAAAGGAACCAAGACAUCUUCAGCUGUUAGCAAACAUUGAAGACAAUAAUGUAUUUUCAUUAGUAGCUGGCAAGAAAACAUACAGUGCACCAUCAGACUAUGGUUUUUGUAUAAAGCCCAUAAAAAUGAGGAAUGAAACAAAGGACCUUCGAUUGUUAUGUGCCGAAGAUGAGCAGAGCAGAACAUGUUGGAUGACAGCCUUUCGACUCCUCAAGUAUGGCAUCCUAUUGUAUCAGAACUAUCGGAUUCCUCAACAAAGGAAAACAAUAUUAUCCCACUUCUCCACACCAGUGAGAAGCAUAUCAGAAAAUUCCUUGGUAGCUAUGGACUUCUCUGGACACACAGGCCGAGUCAUAGAAAAUCCUGCAGAGGCCCAAAUUGCAGCCAUGGAAGAAGGUCAAACAUGGAGGAAACGUAGUCAGCGGAUGAACACUCUGGGUAGUUCAAGUCCUUUACAUCCCCCCACGCUCAGCCACACUAUUCACAGAACUCAACCAUGGUUUCACGGCCACAUCUCUCGAAAAGAGGCUCAUAGUAUGAUCGAAAAACAGGGGCCUGUGGAUGGGUUAUUUCUUCUGAGAGAUAGUCAGAGUAACCCAAAGACAUUUGUGCUAACAUUGUAUUGUCAACAGAAGAUCAGGCAUUUCCAGAUAUUACCAUUUGAAGAGAAUGGACAACUUGUCUUCAGUCUUGAUGAUGGAAAUACCAAGUUUACUGAUCUUAUCCAGCUUGUUGAAUUUUAUCAAUUGAACCGAGGAAUCCUUCCUUGCAAACUAAAGCAUUACUGUUCCCAGAUUUCCUUAUAACUGUUGAUUGUUGUUUACUGAUUUGAAUUAACUAUAGCAGACUUGAAUUGCUACCUGAUUCUCUGCGUCGACUCUGGAGUCUUUUGGAGAAAAUGAACUGCAUUCAUUUAACAGAACUGUGAAAUCCAAUAAAAACAUUCAUUGAAGACUAAAAUUGAGACUAUAACUUCUUGUUCACAAAAUAUGUGGUAAUACAGAAGAAGACAUGGGCUGAGCAAUUAAGUAUUUGCAAGUUUCAAUAAUCACUUUGUAGAAACUGAAAAAGACCCUCAAGAUGAACUACAAACAUAUAAAAGAUUUGUUUGUGACAACAAAAACUUGACUAUAGUACCUGCUUUGGAGUAAUCUUGGUACUGACUUUGUAUUUUUUUAAAAAUGGGCGACCCAUUUGCUCAUUCAAAAAAAAAGAAAAAUAGACAUCAUCCCAUUGCUGAAGAGACAUUUCCUUUCCUACAGCACUUAAUGUUUCUUUUACUUCCAUAAUGCAGCUUCUUAUGAGUAAUGUUCAAGUGUAGAGAUGAUGAAAGAAUGGGACAAAUCAUAUGGCUACUGCUUUUGGAAGUUAAAAUCGCUCUUGUCAUAUAAUAGGUUGAUCAAAAAUGCAGAUCCAACCCAUUUUACUGCUGUGAAAUAAUGUGUUUAAAUCACGUUUUGAAACAAUGAUGCAUUGAAGUUAAAUCAAUUUUAAGUACUUUCUGGAGAUAACUGAAAAGCUAAAAACAUUUUAAUAACUAUGAAUUUAGACACGAGAGGGGUAAUUUUUACUUUUACUUUAGGUGCAGGUGGAAGGUGGCAGUGCCUGAUAGUUUGCCUGUUAUCCGCCCUUCAUUGACUGAAGUGGAGUGGGAAAUCAGGUGGGGUGUAAAAUGGGCAACCGAUUGGUAACCUUCGGUUGAUCCAAAAUGAAAAUUACCUCCAGCACUCUUGUAUUAGUCCAGAUCUUUGACAAGUACUCAGAUUUAAUCUUGUUUUCUGAGAAUUUGCUCCUCAGCACUGGAUACCAUAUCCACUCUGAGGUUUAACUAAUCGUUUAACCACAUGUGGAAUUGGUUUACUGCAUUGUUUUAUCUCCCAGAGAGUUCUGUUGUCUAGCUCUGGUAAUCAAGGUCAUUCACGUUGUACAGGUCAAUGACCUUUUAUUGUUAGCCCACAGCAAUAAAACUUUAUUACUGUAUUUAGAUUGCACAGGAGCACUACAAAACAAAUGUUUUCAAAAUGUACAAAAUCCAUUCUUAAAAAAGGCAGCAUAUUUUUACGAAAUCAUGCAUUUCAGAUGGUAAUGUUGUAAAAGUACCAAAUUGGUGUUCAAAUACAAUUCUAAUGAAACAAGUAUGAAGGCAGCCCUGUUUUAAGAGAAUCUGUAGAUGUUGAACACUAUAGUUUACAAAUUACAAUUUCAAUUAGUAUUUGUUCUAUUGAUUUUCUUUCAAAACCUGUCAACUUAUUGAAGGUGAGGCUUGAUUUGAGUUUAAGGGCAUCGUACACUUGCCUUUAUCAUAAGUAAAUGAUUUUCAUUAUUUUCUGCUGUGUUGUAUUUGUUGCAAAAGUGCCCCUUUCAAAGAAAAUGUUGCCUAAUGUACCACCACCCAAGAAUAUACAUGCAUGCUUUUGUAAUAAGUUGCAUAAACUGCUCCACACAGCCAAUGCUGGCCUGAAGGCAUUUAACUUUAACAAAAUAUCACUGGUUCCAAAAAUAAUAUUCCAAAAAUGUUGUGUAUUUUUGAAACCAGGCUCCAGAUACCUUAUCUGUAAACACUUGGCCAGAAUUUUUAAAUCAGUAUUGCAUCUCAUUGCAUAUUUAUGAAUGUAAAUUAUAUUUAAAUUUAGAGGUGGAAAAGGUGUUUAGGAUGCGUUCUGAUAAAGUGUAGUGUCUGACGGUUUGAACACUCAAUAGUUAUUCAUCAAUUAGCCUCAUCCAUUAGUUCAGCAGAUAAUAUGCAUAUACUAUUAAUUAUAUUCUUAUUAUCAGCUUUACUGAGUUCCUGUAUUGAAAUUCUGGCAGACUCUUCAAUUUGACUGGGCCCAACAGGUUCAGCUGGCUGUCAAUACCAGAAGCCAAUGAUAUUUUAUUUUUGUAUUUGUGAUAUGAAUGUACAGUAAAAGGGGACUCUCAGGGUUGAUGAAGCCUGUUGAUUUUUUUCCUUGGCCUGUGGAAAAAAAAUCCUGAUGUAGCAUGGCUUAAGGAGGAUAUACCAAACAUAUUUGGUUAUUAACAUCUACAUUGACUUGUGCGUCUAUAUUUAACAGCAAGCUAAUUCACCCAUCAAACUGAAAAUAGGUAAUGCACUUCAAUUUGUAUGGGUCUGCCCCUCUUUUUUUGCAUGAAGAUUUAACCAACCAUUUGACCAAUCAAUGCACCUUUUCCAGUGAUAGGAUUUGCUUAUCACAGAUUAAAUUUGACACAAUGCAAAAACUGAUGACUAUGAAAUGGAAUACAGCAAACCUUUCUUUCAGGGAAUGCUUGAAGGUAUUAACUUUUUAAAUGAAAAUCUGUAUUCAUAAUAUGCUUUGCUUCUUGAUGUAAAUAGCGGUAAGGCUUGUGAACAUAACUGUAACUGUUCAGGUAUUUUUGUAUAAAUAAGGGACUGAUAUAUUCUGUUUAUUGUAAUUAGAAAUAAACAUUAAUGCAAACUUGCUCAUUUACAACUA